AGUCAAUGGAUGAGCCUCGAUCCUGAAAAUUUUCACUCUUUCUACAUCCCUCCCCUUUUCCUUAAUACCUUAUCCCUUUCAGAGAUCCCUGGCGGUGACUGGAGAGUUAAAAUACAGAAAACACGUAAGCAGCAACAGCCGCGUUCGGUAGGGGGAGAUUGCCUUGCCAAUACAAACAGCUAUACAGGGCGCUUUCAACGUCAGGCGUCCGACUACAUCGCAUCCUUGUAUCUCUGUAACUAACAGGAGCAGGUUGGAUUUCUUAUUAAUACCAGGAUUUUUGAUUUCCUUCCUAAUAGCUUUUAAGCAGGGGUGCUGGACUUCAUACAGUCUGUUCAACGCUCUUUUUCAUCUGCAUUUGCUGCCACUACAUAUCCUUCGGGUCCUGCAUCUUUCAUCUUAGCUAGGUAGCUACCACUGUAGAAAACAACUGCAAAACCCAAAAUGUUGGAUCCGUCGUCCAGCGAAGAGGAAUCAGACGAGAUAGUGGAAGAGGAGAGCAAAGAGGUAAUGGCACCUCCGGCCGGAGCUCGGCUUUCCCCAAGCCGGACCAGCGAGAGCUCCGGCGGGCUACAGCCCAGCAGUCGGAGCAGUAGCGUCCGCCCAUCCAGCCCGAGUCCUUCGGUGGUAAGCGAGAAGGAGAAGGAGGAGAUGGAAAAAAUGCAGAAGGAGGAGGAGGAAAGAAAGAAGAAGCUGCAGCUAUAUGUCUUUGUGAUGAGGUGCAUUGCCUACCCGUUCAAUGCAAAACAACCAACAGACAUGGCGAGACGACAGCAAAAGAUAAGCAAACAACAGCUUCAGACAGUGAAAGAUCGAUUCCAGGCAUUUCUAAAUGGAGAGACUCAGAUUGUGGCAGACGAAGCUUUCAUCAAUGCUGUCCAGAGCUAUUAUGAGGUGUUUCUCAAGAGUGACCGGGUGGCUCGGAUGGUCCAAAGUGGAGGCUUUUCUGCCAACGACUCAAGGGAAGUUUUCAAGAAGCACAUUGAGAAGAGGGUGCGCAGCUUGCCCGAGAUCGACGGCCUCAGUAAGGAGACUGUGCUGAGCUCCUGGAUGGCCAAGUUUGAUGCCAUCUACCGGGGUGAGGAAGACCCUCGCAAGCAGCAGGCCAGGAUGACAGCAAGCGCUGCCUCCGAGCUCAUCCUCAGCAAAGAGCAGCUGUACGAGAUGUUUCAGCAGAUCCUAGGAAUAAAGAAAUUUGAACACCAGUUGCUGUACAAUGCCUGUCAGCUGGAUAACCCAGAUGAGCAGGCAGCUCAAAUUAGAAGGGAGCUUGAUGGACGCCUCCAGAUGGCAGAUCAGAUUGCAAGAGAGCGCAAAUUUCCAAAGUUUGUGUCAAAGGAGAUGGAGAACAUGUACAUUGAAGAGCUGAAGUCCUCUGUGAAUUUGCUCAUGGCUAACCUAGAGAGCAUGCCUGUGUCCAAAGGAGGCUCUGAGUUCAAGCUACAGAAGCUGAAACGCAGUCACAACACAUCCAUCAUUGACAUGGGCGAAGAGAAUGAAAACCAGCUUUCUAAAUCUGAUGUUGUCCUGUCUUUCACUCUUGAGGUUGUGAUCAUGGAGGUCCAGGGUUUGAAGUCCUUGGCUCCUAACCGUAUAGUUUACUGCACGAUGGAAGUUGAAGGUGGAGAAAAAUUACAAACUGAUCAGGCAGAAGCAUCCAAGCCAACCUGGGGAACUCAAGGUGACUUUACCACGACACAUCCUCUGCCUGCUGUGAAGGUGAAACUAUUCACUGAGAGCACUGGAGUGCUGGCUCUGGAAGACAAGGAACUGGGAAGGGUUGUUUUGCAUCCGACGCCAAACAGCCCCAAACAAUCCGAAUUACACAAAAUGACAGUUUCCAAAAAUUGCCCUGAUCAAGAUUUGAAAAUUAAACUUGCCAUUCGAAUGGAUAAACCACAGAAUAUGAAACAUUGUGGGUACCUAUGGGCAAUUGGAAAAAAUGUGUGGAAGAGAUGGAAGAAAAGAUUCUUUGUCCUGGUGCAGUCACGUGUUAGUCAGUAUACCUUUGCUAUGUGCAGUUACAGGGAGAAGAAAGCUGAGCCACAGGAGCUGCUGCAGCUUGAUGGAUACACUGUGGACUACACUGAUCCACAGCCAGGUUUGGAAGGUGGUAGAGCUUUCUUCAAUGCUGUAAAGGAAGGAGACACAGUGAUUUUCGCCAGCGAUGAUGAGCAGGACCGUAUUCUGUGGGUGCAGGCUAUGUAUCGUGCCACAGGCCAGUCGCACAAACCCGUGCCACCCACCCAGGUUCAGAAACUCAAUGCCAAGGGAGGAAAUGCACCCCAGCUGGAUGCCCCCAUUUCACAGUUUUCUGGACUCAAGGAUGCAGACAGAGCUCAAAAGCAUGGAAUGGAUGAAUUUAUCUCAGCUAACCCCUGUAACUUUGACCACAAUUCACUGUUCGAGAUGGUACAGCGACUCACAUUGGACCAUAGGCUGAAUGAUUCCUACUCUUGUCUGGGCUGGUUUAGUCCAGGACAGGUGUUUGUCCUUGACGAAUACUGUGCCCGCAAUGGAGUAAGAGGCUGCCACAGACAUCUCUGCUAUCUCAAUGACUUACUCGAAAGAGCAGAAAAUGGAGCUAUGAUUGAUCCAACUCUCCUGCAUUACAGCUUCGCUUUUUGUGCUUCUCAUGUUCAUGGGAAUAGUCAGAAAAUGCCAGAUUUACUUGGUGGCCUACAUAAUACAGAGGCUGAGGGGGACAAAUCCCAGAGCCCCUCAGUCGUUGAGCCUGAGGGUAACUCAAAAAAGGAUUUCAAAAAGGAUUCUAAAAAAAAAAGGGAUUCCAAAACUCAACAAGCCCCAGAGCCAAAAAGGCCUGAUGGAAUAGGAACAGUAACAGUGGAAGAGAAAGAGCGCUUUGAAGAGAUCAAAGAACGCCUGCGUUUGCUUCUCGAAAACCAGAUCACACAUUUCAGGUAUUGCUUCCCAUUUGGUCGACCUGAAGGUGCAUUAAAAGCUACGUUGUCUUUGUUAGAAAGGGUUCUUAUGAAGGACAUAGUAACUCCAGUUCCACCAGAGGAGGUGAAAGCUGUUAUCCGCAAAUGUCUUGAGCAAGCUGCGCUGGUCAACUAUACCCGGCUGUCUGAGUAUGCCAAAGUGGAAGGGAAAAAGAGAGAAAUGUAUGAACAUCCUGUCUUCUGCUUGGCCUCUCAAGUGAUGGAUUUAACCAUUCAGAAUCAAAAGGAUCCAGCUCCAAGAUCUAGGCCUAAACUUCCACAAGCUCCUCCGCCCAUUCAGUCACAUCUAGACAUGAUAAAUCAGAGACUCAGAAGCAUGCCUAGGCAAAUACCAAAAAAUGUAGGCCGCUUAGUCACACCAGCCAAAAAGCUAGAAGAUACUAUUCGUCUUGCCGAAUUGGUUAUUGAGGUUCUGCAGCAAAAUGAGGAGCACCAUGCUGAGGCAGCAGUCACAAGUACUGGAGAUCAAACAGGGGGAAAAGAGGCCUUUGCGUGGUGGUCAGAUCUCAUGGUAGAGCAUGCUGAGACCUUCUUGUCUCUCUUUGCUGUGGAUAUGGAUGCGGCAUUAGAAGUUCAGCCACCAGACACUUGGGACAGCUUCCCACUAUUCCAGCUGUUGAAUGACUUCCUUAGAACUGACUAUAAUCUGUGUAAUGGAAAAUUCCACAAACACCUUCAAGAUCUGUUUGCUCCCCUUGUGGUUAGAUAUGUCGACCUGAUGGAGUCAUCAAUUGCACAAUCAAUUCAUAGGGGCUUUGAACGGGAGUCGUGGGAGCCUGUAAAGAGUUUAACAAGUAAUCUUCCCAAUGUGAAUCUACCAAAUGUGAAUCUCCCUAAAGUACCAAAUCUACCAGUUAACCUCCCACAAAUGCCUAGCUUUUCUACUCCGUCUUGGAUGGCUGCUAUAUAUGACUCUGACAACGGAUCAGGUACCUCUGAAGAUCUGUUCUGGAAGCUUGAUGCUCUACAGACCUUCAUCCGAGAUCUCCACUGGCCUGAAGAGGAGUUUGCAAAACACCUGGAGAGCCGAUUAAAGCUCAUGUCCAGUGACAUGAUUGAGUCAUGUGUAAAGAGAACAAGGGUUGCUUUUGAAGCAAAGCUGCAAAAAACCAGCCGGACGACAGAUUUCCGUGUCCCACAGUCAAUAUGCACAAUGUUUAAUGUGAUGGUAGAUGCCAAGGCUCAAUCUGCAAAACUCUGUAGCAUGGAAAUGGGCCAAGAGUUUGUAAAAGAGUGGAGACAGUACCACUCCCAAAUAGACAAUCUAAUUGAGGAAACUGUCAAAGAAAUGAUUACCCUCUUGGUUGCAAAGUUUGUUACCAUAUUGGAGAGUGUGUUGGCUAAAUUGUCCAGAUAUGAUGAGGGGACUCUGUUUUCAUCAUUCCUGUCUUUCACAGUGAAAGCAGCCUCAAAGUAUGUGGAUGUACCUAAACCUGGGAUGGAUGUAGCAGAUGCCUACGUGACCUUUGUGCGCCAUUCACAGGAUAUCCUUCGUGAAAAGGUCAAUGAGGAGAUGUAUAUAGAAAGGUUAUUUGAUCAAUGGUACACCAGUACAAUGAAUCUCAUUGGCACCUGGUUGACGGACCGAAUGGACCUACAACUUCAUGUUUAUCAGCUGAAAAUUCUUAUUAGGAUUGUAAAGAAAAAAUAUAGGGAUUUUCGACUGCAGGGUGUGCUGGACUCCACUUUAAACAGCAAGAUGUAUGAGACUGUUCGGAACCGACUGACCCUGGAAGAGGCCACAGCAUCAGUGAGAGAAGGUGGUGGCAUGCAGGGAAUAACGAUGAAGGACAGCGAUGAGGAAGAUGAAGAAGAUGACUAGAUCUUCAUAAAUAGUGCCCCCACUUUUGAUUUAGCCUGGUAACAAAUGCAUGUACCAACUCUGUUAUUCAGUUAGCCACUCUAGGAAUUUUUCUGUCAGCUCUUUAAUGCCCAUGAUGAAACUAUAACAGUAACAAAAAAUAAAAACAAGAUUGACAUUUUAGCCGUGUUAUAACAAAGUUAGCACCAAUCUUUGACUCAUUGAUUUCUAAAUUCAUUUCUAUGUGUUCCUAAGCAAUAUGGAGUACCAUUUGUUUGACAAUGUUAAGUGAGAUAAUUAGGAAUACUGCUAGGUGUGUCCCUGUUUAAAGCAAACCUGUGUGGCGCUUCUUCUACGUCCUGUACAUACAUCGAUGGUACAUUGUUGUGAAGAUGAGUGUAUAGAUCCUUUUUGUUUCAUUCGUUUUUAAGUGGAUGCCAACUGCUUAAAAUAACAUGACUCUCUGUAUUUAAGUAUUUCAUAUACUGGACAUUUUCAGUCAGCGUGUGUUUUAAGUUCCUGUCCUCCAUUCUGGUUGAAAUGUCUCAUCACCUUUUUACCAACAAGAUGUUGUUAAGCCACAAUUUUCAAUGAAAUGAGCUAGUAUUUUAGAAAUGCUCAUUUUUCUUUUGUGAUAUCUUGUUGGAGAAUAAUACAGGUCAUUUUUUAUGUUUUAAGUAACUGGUGAAUUUUAAAUUCUUAUAUUUUAGUUAUGUAGCACUUUUACAUAAUAAUCUUUUUGAAGACGAAAAAAAGUUUUCCCUUACCUAUCUUACUUUAACCACUCCUGGAACUGGAAGUGUGUUUAUAAUUUUUUUUUGUAUUUCAAUAGUACAAAAUGCCCAACAUUAUUUUAGUUCCAGUGUUGUUUUGUAUAUAUAACGCUGUACAUUGCAUUUUAAGCAGUAGCUGCAUGUCCCAGGAUCAUUCCUCUACAAAAGCUUUUGUUUCUGUGUGAAGUAACUGGUGGAUCCAUCUUGCUUUUGCCUUACACAAGCCAACGGUUGUAAUAUGCAAGAACUGUGGCCUCUCAAUAAAAUAACUGUACAAAUA
Molecule: messenger RNA, 5817 nt
Organism: Lepisosteus oculatus (spotted gar)
Lineage: Eukaryota; Metazoa; Chordata; Actinopteri; Semionotiformes; Lepisosteidae
Source: RefSeq, a predicted model, not a curated record